GUGCCCACCACCCUCUUCAUCAACAACGAAUUCACCCCCGCCUCCACUAACACCCUCACCGUCGAGAACCCCUCGACUGGCACUCCCCUCGCGACCGUCUCCACCGCCAGCCCAUCCGACGUCAACCACGCUGUCACCUGCGCCCUCCGGGCCCUCCCAGCCUGGAAAUCCACCCCGGGGGCCACCCGCGGAGCCCUCCUCCACAAACUCGCCGAUCUAAUCGAGCGCGACGCCGAGGACUUUGCUUCCCUGGAAGCGCUGGAAGGCGGCAUCCUCUACACCGACAGCAAGAAUAUCAAUAUCCCCCAAGCCAUCUCCACCCUACGCUACUUCGCCGGCUGGGCGGAUAAAAUCGACGGCAAGACACUGCAUCUCCCGGAUGGCGGCGUGGGGUAUACCUUCCGAGAGCCAUUGGGAGUCUGCGCGGCGAUUGUCCCUUGGAAUGCACCUUUAAUGAUAACAAUCUGGAAACUCGCCCCCGCUCUCACAACCGGCAACGCCCUACUGAUCAAACCCUCCGAACUAACCCCCCUCUACGCCCUCAAACUCGCCCUCCUCAUCCGCGAAGCCGGUUUCCCACCGGGCCUCAUCGCCAUUCUCCCCGGCGACGGGCCCACCACCGGCCACGCCCUCUCCACGCACCCUGCCAUCCGAAAACUCUCCUUCACGGGAUCGACCCUCGCCGGACGCGCCAUCAUGGCCGCCGCAGCAACGAGUAACCUGAAACAAGUCGCCCUGGAAUUAGGUGGAAAGGGUCCCUCGAUUGUCUUCGCGGACUGCGAUCUGGAGAAUGCGCUCCUGUGGACGCGGGUCGGGAUUACGGCGAAUAAUGGGCAGAUAUGUGCGGCGGGGUCGAGGGUGUAUGUUCAGCGGGGGAUUUAUGAGCGGUUUCUGGAGGAGUAUGUGCGGGUAGCGAGGGAGGGGGAGUCCGUGGUGGGGGAUGCGUUGGAGGAGGGGACGACGAAGGGGCCGGUGGCGAGUUGGGCGCAGUUGGACAAGAUUCUGGGGUUUGUGGAGGAGGGGAAGAAAGCCGGGGCGCGGUUGUUGUUUGGUGGGGAGAGGAUUGGGGAAAAGGGGUAUUUUGUCCAGAAUACGGCGUUUGCGGAUGUGAGGCAGGGGGAGCGGAUCAUGAGGGAGGAGGUUUUUGGACCGGUCGUGUGUAUCGCGCCAUUCGACACGGAAGAAGAGGCUAUUGCCUUGGCAAAUGACUCAGCGCAUGGAUUGAGUGCCGCCGUGUUUACGAAUGAUAUUAAUCGUGCGCAUCGCGUCACGGCCGGUAUUGAGUCCGGACAGGUCACGGUCAAUGCGUGGUCGAUGCUGGCGGCAAAUGCACCGUUUGGGGGUGUCAAGGAGAGUGGGUUUGGACGGGAAUUGGGCGAGGAGGCGCUGGAGGGGUGGACGACCCUGAAGACGGUCAAGUAUCAUAUUUUGCCGAAGCUGUGA
Molecule: messenger RNA, 1443 nt
Organism: Aspergillus ibericus CBS 121593
Lineage: Eukaryota; Fungi; Ascomycota; Eurotiomycetes; Eurotiales; Aspergillaceae
Product: putative aldehyde dehydrogenase
Exons: 3
Molecular function (GO): aldehyde dehydrogenase (NAD+) activity
Source: RefSeq, a predicted model, not a curated record